Molecule: messenger RNA, 1426 nt
Organism: Exophiala mesophila
Lineage: Eukaryota; Fungi; Ascomycota; Eurotiomycetes; Chaetothyriales; Herpotrichiellaceae
Exons: 3
Coding region: 116-1426 (436 amino acids)
Molecular function (GO): flavin adenine dinucleotide binding; sarcosine oxidase activity; proline dehydrogenase activity
Source: RefSeq, a predicted model, not a curated record
CAAGAGACUCAAAUCUGGGCUCGAUAACGAGCAGAUAUGGUCUUGUUCUCCUCGAUGCGAGGACUUGCUUAGAGAAGAAGUGUAGACCUAACGAAAACCGCAAUUAGAAAGUCUCAUGGACGGAAUGAAGAAAGAUUGGAACAUCGUCGUGGUUGGUGCCGGGAUAUUUGGCCUGACAACCGCUCUUGAACUUGCUUUGCAGGGAUAUCGAAAUAUCACCGUCCUAGAUCGCCAUGUGCCCCCGGUUCCUGACGGCUCCAGCGUUGACAUCUCACGGGUCAUUCGAUUCGACUACGCCGACGAUCUCUACCUCAAGGUGGCCUUGGAAGCGUAUGAGAAAUGGUCCAAAUCGCCCAAAUACAAAGAUAUUUUCGUUCCCGCGCCUGUUGUGUUAACCAGCGAUCGCAACUCUCUUGGAAGGACCUAUAUCGAGAAUGCCACCAAUGCUUUAGACCGCGCGAACCUCCCGUGGGAAAGAUUACCUUCCGCUGAUGCCACGCGAAGUCUAUAUCCAACCUUGAGUGGUCCUCUUGCUGGACCCGAGUUCAUGGGCUACCACAACCAACAAGCAGGCUGGGCAGAUGCACUCAAGGCCGUUGUCAGCCUGCGUGAUGAGUGCGUUCUCCGCGGGGUUUCGUUCUUGUCAGGUCGUGCUGGCACCGUUGUCAAGUUCGACAGAGAUACGUCAGGGACAAUUCGCGCUGCCAAAACUCUGGCCGGCACCGAGGUCCUAGGUGACCUGUUUAUUCUCUCUGCCGGUGCGUGGGCAGCCAGUCUGGUGCCCAUGUACAACUCCACUCUCUCAACCGGCCAAGUCCUUGCGUACCUUCGUCUGUCGCCGGAGGAGAUGAAGAAAUAUGAGCAAAUGCCUAUCUACGUCAAUUUCGGUACGGGAUGGUUCAACUUCCCACCACACAAAGACACAUCGCUGUUGAAGAUGGCCGUGCAUGGAUGGGGUUAUGAACGAUCCCCAAGUGAAAGUGAACGCGAGAUCCUCAAGUCUGAUGUUUCGACGCCACCUUUUGCGGUUACCGGUGGACGCAAGAACUAUAUCCCGUUAGAUGGGGAACGCCGGCUGCGAGACGGCCUCAAAGAGUUGCUGCCCGAACUUGCUGAGCGACCAUUUGAACGGGUUGCUGUGUGCUGGUACACCGACACGCCCACGGGCGAUUUCAUCAUGGACUACCACCCAGAUUAUCGUAAUCUUUUCAUUGCCGGAGGAGGCAGUGGGCAUGCCUUCAAAUUCUUGCCAGUCCUCGGCAAGUAUACAACUCUUGCUCUCCACAAAGCACUCGAGCCUGAGCUCUCGAAAAAGUGGCGUUUCCGUACCGAGUACAAGGAGACGGCCGAUGCCUUCGCAGGUGAUGGAAGUCGAGGAGGACCAGAAAGAAGACAGUUCCUUGCUAAUGAACGGGCAAAAUUAUAG